This is a messenger RNA of Anneissia japonica, 992 nucleotides long. RefSeq names its product tyrosine-protein kinase receptor Tie-1-like. NCBI's taxonomy places the organism in Eukaryota, Metazoa, Echinodermata, Crinoidea, Comatulida, Comatulidae. The transcript has 5 exons. The record is from RefSeq and is a predicted model, not a curated record. The annotation marks the transcript as partial.
UAUAUCAUGUUUGAUAAAAACAGGAGCUGUGACAUCACGAGGCCCUCUAUCGCCAACGGUGAAUUUUACAACACCAAGAGAAAAUACUAGGUUGGAUUUUGUGCUACUUAACUAUCACCCAAUGAUACAAUUUGAUAACGCCGAAUCUAGUCUGAAAAUUGGAGGUUAUGCCAUCGGCGAGGACAGAACUAACAAUAUCAAUUUCGGACGUCGAGUUGAUAGUGGAACUGGUGUAGACGGACAUGAGCUUCACUGGCUGGACAACGGGGUCUUGCAAACGAAUGACAGCAUGUUUCCUGUACAAAGUGUAGUGUUACAGACACCACGGUAUGACUUCACAGGACUGUUGCUACAACUUCCUGCCAAUAUCAGCGCUGAGAAUAUUGGUGCGUUUUAUUCUUGGGCAACUAUCGGAUUACUAAGUACCAACGUUACGACUUUCACCAUUUCAAAAGAAGCGAAAGUUCGGUCAAAGAGCACAACGAUAAUCGUCGGUGUCGGUGAACUAGUUGAACUUGAAAUGGAAAUCGAACGUAAUACGAAUAUCGACAAACUUCGUUGGCGCCAUAACGGAGGUGGAAUAAUAAAUGAUUGGAAUGGCAAGACUAAAGUGAUUAUUGAAAGUGUUCGAACUCUAGAUGGAGGACUAUACGAGUGUUACUUUGAAGGCGAAAGGGAAUUGGGGCUUCAGAGUUAUACUCAACUCAUUGUAAGAGGCUGUCCGUCUCCAAGAUGGGACGCUGAGUGUGACAAAGACUGUCCAGUUUGUUACAAUGGGGGUGUAUGCCAUCCAACUACAGGAAAUUGUGUUUGUCCUUCUGGGUUCAUGGGCGAUGAUUGUAGUGAACCAUGUGGAGAUAACAACUGGGGCCGUUCCUGCUCAGCAGUGUGUAGUACAUCAAACAGGGGGUGCGGUGCCAUUUUGUUCUGUUUACCUGAACCAAUGGGUUGCUCGUGUAUGGCUGGAUAUAAAGGACAUGACUGUAAAGAAU